AUGAGCUCCGCCGCUGCCGCCUCGCCGCCGCACGUGGCUUUCAUAGCCUUCCCCUUCGCUUCCCACCCCCUCACGCUCUUCCCCAUCGCCCGAGCCGUAGCCGCAGCCGCCCCCUCCGCCGUCGUCUCUUUCCUGGCCACCCAACGCGCCCUCUCCUCCCUUCCAUCCGGUGGCGGCGACACCCCCAACCUCCGCUACGUCGCCGUCGCCGACGGCAUUCCCACGGACGCCGCCUCCCCGCCGCCCAAGGACAUCCUGCACCUCAUCAAGUUAUUCCUCUCCUCGACGCCCGGUAAUCUGAAGCAGGGCAUCGCCGCGGCGGCCGAGGCUGCCGGCGGGGUUCCGGUGAGCUGCAUUUCCAGCGACGCCUUCAUGUGGAUGUCCUCCGACGUGGCGGAGGAGCUGGCGGUGCCGUGGAUCCCACUGCGUACCGGAAGCACUCCUGCCUUUUCCGCCCAUCUCCACACCGACCUGCUCCGUCAGAAGUUCGGCGUCGAAGGCGCCGGCGGCUGCGAGGAGGAGCUCCUCGCGUUCAUCCCCGGCCUUGAAGUGCAACGCGUUCGCGACCUCCCAGAAGGAAUCGUCGCCGGCGACAUCGACUCCCCCUUCUCCGUCCUCUCCUACCGCAUGGCCCAAAAGAUUCCCGAAGCAGCCGCCGUCGGUCUCAAUACCUUCGAAGGCCUCAAUCCGGCGAUCGAGGCCAGUUUAGCUUCCACGUUCCCCAGGUACCUCCCGAUCGGCCCAUUCCACUUCCUAUUCCCGCCGUCCACGGUGGCGGCGGACCCCAAUGGCUGUCUCCCCUGGCUCGACCGCCAAGCCCCUGCUUCCGUCGUCUACGUGAGCUUCGGCUCCAUCUUUACCCCGCCACCGGAGGAGCUCGGCGAGCUAGCGGAGGGCCUCGCCGCCAGCGGCGCGCCAUUCAUAUGGUCUCUCAAAGAGGCGGCGCAGCAAUUCCUACCGGCAGGGUUCCUGGCGCGGACGGCAGGGCAGGGGAUGGUGGUGGGGUGGGCGCCGCAGCGGGAGGUGCUGAGCCACGCGGCGGUGGGCGGAUUCCUGACGCACUCUGGGUGGAACUCUGCGAUCGAGGGGAUCUCUGCCGGCGUGCCGAUGCUGUGCCGGCCGAUCUUCGCCGACCAGUUCAUGAACCAGCGUUCGAUGGCGCUAGAGUGGGGGAACGGCACGGGGUUCGAGGGGGUGGCGAUGAGCAAAGAGGGAGUGGUGCGGGCGCUGGACUCGCUGCUGAAGGGGGAGGAAGGCGAGAAGCUGAGGGCGCGGGCGAAGGAACUGAAGGAGGCAGCCAUAGCGGCGGUGGCUCCCGGCGGAAGCUCCAGGGAGAACUUCGAUACCUUGCUCAGGUUGAUGCUCACAACUCAAAAAUUAAAUAAUUAA
This is a messenger RNA of Zingiber officinale, 1389 nucleotides long. Its product is annotated as myricetin 3-O-rhamnosyltransferase UGT77B2-like. The record is from RefSeq and is a predicted model, not a curated record. NCBI's taxonomy places the organism in Eukaryota, Viridiplantae, Streptophyta, Magnoliopsida, Zingiberales, Zingiberaceae. The transcript has a single exon. Bases 1 to 1389 code for a protein of 462 amino acids. Gene Ontology annotation, molecular function: UDP-glycosyltransferase activity.